CUAAAAAGUAGAAAUUGCCGAGAUAUACGUACACUACUCACGUGCAUGCGCAAUUCCAAGCGGAUAACAUGUAUCCAUUAAGCCACUGCUUACAUUUGGCUCACAUUGUUUUUGCAUUGUUUAGAUCGUUUGGACUUGGCUUAGACACAAUCAGCCUUAUCCAAACUUCCAAUUUUAUUCCCUACUCUUACGCCAGACCCCCGGUGUACGAUGGUGCAAGGUAUAAUAGGAAGUGAACUUGCGAAGCUUAUCAAGAGUGCUAAAGUCCCAGACAAAGACUACCUUAUCGUAGACGUCAGAGACGAAGACUGGAAGGGAGGAAAUAUCAAAGGCUCCCGAAACCACCCAUCUCAAAGAUUCCUGUUGGAGCUUGAUGACCUUGUUGAGCGGACCAAGGAUGUACCGAUUAUGAUCUUCCAUUGUGCACUGAGUCAGGAGCGUGGGCCAAAGGCAGCCAGAAUAUACGAAGAAACUCGCAACACCUUGCAUGGCACGAAUCACACUGUGUAUGUGCUUCAAGGGGGCUUCGUCCAAUUCGGGCAGUCGUACAAGGACGAUCCAGAGUUGGUGGAAAACUGGAGAGAGAUCAUUUGGUAGAAUCAGCUAGGGUCCUGUGUCGAUGGUGAUAGAAAAUCUGUUCGAAAA
This is a messenger RNA of Suillus subaureus, 645 nucleotides long. RefSeq names its product Rhodanese-like domain-containing protein. Gene Ontology annotation, molecular function: protein tyrosine phosphatase activity. Gene Ontology annotation, cellular component: nucleus; cytoplasm. Lineage: Eukaryota; Fungi; Basidiomycota; Agaricomycetes; Boletales; Suillaceae. Bases 211 to 597 code for a protein of 128 amino acids. The transcript is spliced from 6 exons. The record is from RefSeq and is a predicted model, not a curated record.